GUCACGUGGCAAGGUGUAUUUCCCCCUCCCCUUCCCAAAUGGAUUAGCGUAGCACGUUAGCGGCGGUGGCAGUGAGUACCUGGGCUCUUUUGAAUUGGGCUUUAGAAGACCAUGCACAGAAUUAAGGCUCUAGGCGAACAAGAGGCACAAUGGUCCAGCAGGCACCUCGCUUGGAGCGUCAUUUAAUAGCACCACAGCUAUCAAGGAAUCAGGCCAAAGCCAUUGUGGGAUUGGCUGCUUUCUUCUGUUUUGCUAAUAGUUUUGAUGGAGAUUUUGUUUUUGAUGACUCAGAAGCUAUUGUAAAUAACAAAGACUUGAAGCCUGAAACUCCUCUUGGUAAUAUUUGGGAAAAUGACUUUUGGGGGAGUAACCUCAGCAGCAAUUCUAGUCACAAAUCCUAUCGACCAUUAACUGUGCUCACUUUUAGAUUCAACUACCUCUUAGCUGGCAGAUUAAACCCAGUUGGUUUCCAUGUGCUGAACAUUGCCCUGCACUGUGUUAUCUCUAUAUUAAUGAUUGAUGUGUUUGCAAUAUUAAUUGGUGGCCUGGUUUAUGAUGGAAAAGGGAAAAGGCUUAACCAGGCUCCGAAGGCCUCAUUCUUGGCUGCUUUGCUCUUUGCAGUGCAUCCAGUUCAUACUGAAAGCGUUGCUGGAAUUGUUGGGAGAGCAGACCUUCUGAGUGCCCUUUUCUUUCAGCUGUCUUUCCUCUCCUACUGCAGAUCAUUUCAAGGAAAUGAUGAUAAGUUCUCAUUCUCGUGGAUAUUUUCAAGCCUCAUACUGUGUUCAGCCGCAAUGCUUUGUAAAGAACAGGGUAUCACUGUUUUGGGUAUUAAUGCUACAUUUGACAUUCUUAUGAUCUGCAAAGUCAAUAUCUCCGAUAUGACUAAGAAACUGCUUCAUAAAGGCCAACUUAAAGAGGGUAAUGAAUUACUGAGGAGAGGCUUCUUAACAAGAAUGGGACUUUUGACAAUGGGAGGAUCAUCUCUUUUGUACAUGAGAUGGAGAAUUAUGGGUACAGGCCCUCCAGCCUUUACAGAAGUAGAUAAUCCAGCCUCAUUUUCAGAUAAAAUACUUGUGAGAACUGUGAACUAUAAUUACUAUUACUCUUUGAAUGCUUGGCUGCUUCUGUGCCCCUGGUGGCUGUGUUUUGAUUGGUCCAUGGGAUGCAUUCCACUUAUUGAAUCAGUCAUUGACUGGAGAAUAAUCUCUGUAGUGGUGCUCUGGAUCUGCUUGAUUGGUUUGGGAAACCAAGCUUUAAACUCGGGAGAUAACAGUACUAGAAGAGUGCUAACAUUUGGACUUGCUCUACUGGUCAUCCCAUUUCUUCCUGCAAGCAACUUGUUUUUUCGCGUAGGAUUUGUUAUAGCCGAGAGAGUACUAUAUCUUUCAUGUGCUGGAUACUGUAUAAUUGUCACAUAUGGAAUAAGUACUUUAUGUCAAAAGUGCAGGAAAUAUAAGAGGCUUCUUUGCACUUCAUUGCUAUGCCUUUUUGGCCUGAAUAUGAUUCGCUGCAUUAUCCGCAGUAGUGAGUGGAGAUCGGAAGAGCAGUUAUUCAGAAGUGCCCUCGCUGUCUGUCCUCUUAAUGCUAAAGUUCAUUACAAUGUUGGCAAAAAUCUAGCAGACAGAGGAAACCAAACCUCUGCUAUCAAAUAUUACAGAGAAGCAAUAAGAUUAAAUCCUAAAUAUGUUCAUGCUAUGAACAAUCUAGGAAAUAUCUUGAAAGAAAGGAAUGAACUUAGUGAAGCUGAGGAACUUCUUUCCACAGCAGUUAAUAUCCAACCAGAUUUUGCUGCCGCUUGGAUGAAUUUGGGUAUAGUACAAAACAGCUUAAAAAAGUUCCAAGCAGCGGAGCAGAGCUACUGGAAUGCAAUAAAAUAUAGAAAAAAGUAUCCCGAUUGCUACUACAACCUUGGGCGUUUAUAUGCAGAUUUGAAUCGGCAUGUGGAUGCUCUCAAUGCUUGGAGAAAUGCAACAAUGCUGAAACCUAACCAUAGUUUGGCUUGGAACAACAUGGUUAUCCUCCUAGAUAACACAGGAAACUUGGCUCAAGCUGAAAUCAUUGGAAAAGAAGCAUUAAAACUACUUUCCAGUGAUCACACAAUUAUGUUUUCUCUUGCAAAUGUUUUGGGGAAAUUGGAAAAAUACAAGGACUCUGAAAGUCUGUUUUUAACUGCCCUACAGCUCAAUCCAAAUGCUGCAAAUUACCAUGGAAAUUUAGCUGUGCUCUAUCAUCGCUGGGGGAAACUUGACUUGGCCAAGAAACACUAUGAGCACUCCUUACAACUAGACCCCACAACGCCGGGGACCAAGGAAAAUUAUAACAUGUUGAGAAGAAAGCUGCACCAGCUAGAAAAUAAGGGAACUGCCUGAUCUUACACACUCCUUGAAUCUCUGCAUGUUGUUUGUACUUAAACUUUUUUUUUAAUGUUUACAAGUUUGCACUGUUUUGAUGACUAAGGAAGAGAAAUGGAAUAUAUGGGAAUAAAAUGAUGAAAACAA
Polypterus senegalus (gray bichir) is the source of this 2498-nucleotide messenger RNA. It is a transcript of the gene tmtc4, whose product is annotated as transmembrane O-mannosyltransferase targeting cadherins 4. The transcript is spliced from 18 exons. The record is from RefSeq and is a predicted model, not a curated record. Gene Ontology annotation, molecular function: mannosyltransferase activity; protein binding. NCBI's taxonomy places the organism in Eukaryota, Metazoa, Chordata, Cladistia, Polypteriformes, Polypteridae. Bases 150 to 2369 code for a protein of 739 amino acids. Gene Ontology annotation, cellular component: endoplasmic reticulum. Gene Ontology annotation, biological process: protein O-linked glycosylation via mannose; endoplasmic reticulum unfolded protein response.